AUUUCUUAUUUGCCUGAUUUCUUUUUUAUUUUUUCGUACCGUCAUUCAGUGGCUGGAUGGCGUGGGACAGGUGUAACCAGGAUUCGGUGUGGAGGGAAUUAGAGUGUGCUGCCUUGGUUGGUGAAGACCAGCCCCUUUGCCCUGACCUCCCAGAACUUGACCUAUCAGAGCUUGAUGUAAGCGACCUGGAUGCGGAUAGCUUCUUGGGCGGACUCAAGUGGUACAGUGACCAAUCGGAAAUCAUUUCCAGUCAGUACAACAAUGAGACAUCAAACUUGUUUGAGAAGAUAGAUGAGGAAAAUGAGGCCAACUUGCUGGCGGUGCUCACAGAAACCCUGGACAAUAUCCCGGUGGAUGAGGACGGAUUGCCUUCGUUCGAGGCCCUGGCAGAUGGGGACGUGACCAAUGCCAGUGAUCAGAGCUGUCCCUCCACGCCCGAUGGCUCGCCACACACUCCAGAGCCAGAGGAGCCCUCCCUGCUGAAGAAACUCCUCCUUGCUCCUGCUAACUCCCAACUCAGCUAUAAUCAAUACCCAGGUGGCAAAGCACAGAACCAUUCAACCAACAACCACCAGAUCAGACCAACACCUGCUGUCGUCAAGACGGAAAACCCCUGGAACAGUAAACAAAGAGGGGCCUGUCCACAGCCCAACCGACCAGUGAGACGUCCUUGCACAGAACUUCUCAAGUACCUGACCGCCAGCGAUGACGCCUUCCAGACCAAAGCCAGUGAAGCCAAGAGCACCUGGGCCAGCUGCGGCAAAGACAGGGGCGGAGCCAGCACCUCUUCCUGCUCCUCUUCCUCCUCUCCGUCCUCAUCCUCCACCUCCUCCUUCUCUUCUUUGUCCUCCUGCUCUUCUUCCACCGCCUCCAAGAAGAAGGCCUCCUCCUCCGCUUCCCUGCCAUCACAGCAACAGCAGCAGCAACAGCAGCAGCAGCCGGCAACACAGAAUCAGCGAGCCAAACCAACCACCUUGCCACUUCCUUUGACCCCAGAGUCUCCAAAUGACCACAAGGGAUCUCCGUUUGAGAACAAAACCAUUGAACGCACAUUGAGUGUGGAGAUCUCUGGAACCCCAGGUCUGACACCACCUACCACGCCUCCUCACAAAGCCAGUCAAGAGAAUCCUUUCAAAGUAUCACUCAAAACAAAGCUGUCUUCAUGCUCCUCCUCGGCCCUGACGAGCAAGAGGGCCAGAAUGGGUGACGGGGGACCCUGCCCUCAGCUGGCCGGCGGCCCCACCAGGAGGGGCCCCGAGCAAACUGAGCUGUAUGCCCAGCUGAGCAAGGCAACUACAGCCCUGCCCCUGGGGGGCUCGGAGGAGCGUCGGAGCACGCGGUCAACCCCCCGUGUCUUCGGCGACCACGACUAUUGCCAGGCAACAAGCACAAAACGAGACAACACUAUGGCAAUGGCAACUGGGCCGACAGAGAGCCGACAUGCAGAAUGUAAAGACUUAGCCCUACCAUCCUCCUCCUCCUCCUCCUCCUCCUCGUCCUCCUCUUCCACAUCUUCUUUGUCUUCCACCAUCACCAUCACCACCACCACCACCACCACCACGUCUUCCUCUUUAGCCAGGCAGCUGCAGGGACAUUGCCCUGCAGCUCAGGAGACUGACAUGCAGGCCCAGGAGCAGGGCCACAACCCCUCUUUGGGUGCCAGAACCUCAGCAGAUUGCAACUCUGUCGGCAGGAAACUGCUCCGAGACCAGGAGAUCCGAGAUGAGCUGAACAAACAUUUUGGCCACCCUCAACAAGCUUUUUUCAGUGAGGAAGUGGAGCGUAAUGGGCCUCAACCACUGGAAGAGGGUGACUCUGGAGAUGAGUAUUACUGCCAGUUCCCGGACUAUGUGCACCCAGGCCUGCCUGAUUUUGAGGAUCUGGAAGUGGGCCGCGAGCGCCUGCUUUGCUCCUGGGAAGGGACUCCCCUGGAGCUGCUCUUCGACAGUUCGCCAUCCUGCUCCCCAUCCAGCUGUUCUCCUUCAAGAAGCUCCAUCUCACCCCCUUCCUCCUCCUCCUUGCUCUCACCACAACACCGCUGGCCCCGCUCCAUCUCGCGCUCCCGAUCGCGCUCCAGGUCCUCCUCCCACCACAGACGCAGAUCCCUCUCCAGGUCUCCAUACUCCCGUUCCCAGUCCCCGGAAAGCCUCUCCCCCUCCAGGUCUCAUCAUUACAUGGAUGUAAGCACUUUUAAGUCCAGGACUCCCAGGAGUCCCCGCUCACAUUCUCAGUUCCAGUCCCGCUCACUUUUCACUCGGAGACCCAGGUAUGACAGCUAUGAAGAAUACCAGCACGAGUGCCUGAAACGGGAAGAAUACAGGCGGGACUAUGAGAAACGGGAGUGUGAGAGGGCCGAACAGCGGGAAAGGCAACGGCAAAAAGCAAUAGAGGAGAGGCGGGUGGUGUACGUGGGCCGUCUUCGCUCUGACAGCACGCGUAGCGAGCUCAAGCGUCGCUUUGAAGUCUUCGGUGAGAUAGAGGAGUGCACCAUCAAUCUGAGACACGACGGGGACAAUUUUGGCUUCAUCACCUACCGCUACACUUGUGACGCUUUUGCCGCCCUUGAGAACGGACAUACCUUGCGCAGGUCAAACGAGCCUCAGUUUGAGCUGUGCUUCGGCGGACAAAAGCAGUUCUGCAAAUCAAAUUACACAGACUUGGACUCCCAUUCAGACGACUUUGAUCCAGCCUCCACUAAAAGCAAGUACGACUCCAUGGAUUUUGACAGCUUGUUGCGAGAGGCCCAGUGCAGUUUGAGAAGGUAACAAGCUCUGCCUUCACCUUCUGGCUACAGAGAGAGGGAUUCCUGAAUACCUCACUGAUGUUUCUGUCCUACGACAAUGAGACUACUAGAAGUUUUACACUCUAUGU
Chanos chanos (milkfish) is the source of this 2871-nucleotide messenger RNA. It is a transcript of the gene ppargc1a, whose product is annotated as peroxisome proliferator-activated receptor gamma, coactivator 1 alpha. The record is from RefSeq and is a predicted model, not a curated record. Gene Ontology annotation, cellular component: nucleus. Gene Ontology annotation, biological process: positive regulation of transcription by RNA polymerase II. The transcript is spliced from 13 exons. Gene Ontology annotation, molecular function: transcription factor binding; RNA binding. NCBI's taxonomy places the organism in Eukaryota, Metazoa, Chordata, Actinopteri, Gonorynchiformes, Chanidae. The coding region runs from base 57 to 2765 and encodes 902 amino acids.